Coturnix japonica (Japanese quail) is the source of this 6331-nucleotide messenger RNA. Its product is annotated as vitamin D3 hydroxylase-associated protein-like. Gene Ontology annotation, biological process: fatty acid catabolic process. Gene Ontology annotation, molecular function: fatty acid amide hydrolase activity; amidase activity. The record is from RefSeq and is a predicted model, not a curated record. Lineage: Eukaryota; Metazoa; Chordata; Aves; Galliformes; Phasianidae.
UGGAUGAUCUUUGAGGUCCCUUCCAAUCCAAGCCACUCCUUGGUUCUAUGAGAAAAUUAAAAAAAAGGCAAGAGAGUUCAUGUUGCACCAGAGGUGUCUGAAAACCAUCGUGAAACAAUAUUUGGUGUAUAAUAUAAUGCUGAAGAGCUGAUUACCUCUAUAUUUUAUUUCCAACAGUGGCAGUAGCAGAUGUUUAUGGGAGAAUACAACCUGGCAGGAUUCUUUGGCUGUACCAUUAGUUGGCAAAAAGUUGCAGUUAGCCCAUCAGUAACUGGCCAUGAAUAAUUUCAUAGCCAGUUCAUCCUCUUCUUGAUUUCUGAUGUUCUUUUGGUCUCCAUACUAUCCAAUGGCAGUGAGCUCUACAGUUUAAUUGGGCAGCAAGUAAUGGAAAGCGUUGUUUUCACUGUUUGAGCAUAUGCUGCCUGAAAUGAUCAAUAAUCUGCCUUCAGUCCUGUUCCUCAUUGUUUCUUCUAGUUAAGCAGUGAGAAAAUAAGUUUGCUAUUUUGUUUGGUUUCUCGUUGCCUGUAAUCAAGGCAAACCUGAGUUCAAACGUUUCUAUGGAUCAGUUUUGGUACUUCCAGCUUGACUGUGAAUAUUGUAUGCUGUCCUCGACCUAACCAUUGCACUCCAGGUUUCCUGUUCCUCUUAUGCCCAGCACAAUAUCCUGGCUGUAGGCUUUGCUUUGAUCAUUCAGGAGAAUUUUAACAAGGACUUAUAUCUGCUUACUUUCUCUUCGCUUUUGCAGGCUAUACUUUGUCUUGUCACAAUAGUGGAAGCAUAUAAAGCUCUCCAGAAGAACUGGUACUAGCAGGACAUACAUACGUUGUUAGGACGGCUCACUGUUCUCUUACAGUAUCUGACAUAGGUAGGACUGCCUGGUGUAACAGAACAUGGCAGGAGAUAUUAGAGACAUGAGGGCCAAUGCUCAAGUGAGGAAGUAACUGAAAGCACCUGGGCACAACCUCAUCAUUCUCCAUCACACUGCUGAAGUGUCUGAAAUCAUUCGUUCAGUAGGGUCAGACCUGUGCACGAUGGCCUGAUAGAGGACAUAGGAAUGCUGUGGACUGAAGAACUAAUAAAUCUCUGCAUCACCUUGGCUGACAGGGGCUGUAUAGCUGGAGGAGUUGUGAGCAGGAUCCAUACAACCCAUUUAUGGUAAUGGGAAGUUUCUGACAGGCUGUUUCAUUAUGUGCCUGUUGGCUGAUGUUAUUCUGCAACUGCUGUUGGAUAUUGACUGGAAUUAAAGCAUGUGUUUUGAUGAAAGUGCGAUGAUUCCAAUAGAUAUUCCAGGCUGAAAUGAGUCACUAACUGGAGAGUUCCCAGAAAAUAUUUAUUCAGCCCUCUUGAGUCAAAUGGAACAGUUCUAGAAGAGACCAGCCCAUUUCACCAUGACCUCAGCAGCUUCUGAAAUGCCUUUAAAGCUGUUUCAGGACAACACAGUCAACAUAUUUCAUUUUGGAAAAGCACAGCAGAAUGUAUGGAUCCAAAAAUCUUGAAUAUGGGAUACAGUUCUCAGGGUUAAUUCUUUGUCUUUUUGAUCAAAAUGGAUUCUAAGCUGAUCUGACUUUUUAAAAAGAAAGAAAUAAAUAACCAAAUUGAAGGCAGGGUUGUUUAUCUAAAGGUUCUAAUGAAAAGCAGCAUGCUUGAGAGCUGCAGGUGUUGGGUGGAGGUUGAUGACAGUAUGUUAUUAUUGCUUCUAGUGCUUCUUCAAGCAGAGAUGAUGCAGCCUUGAUGGGAACAGGAGCAGACUGCCUGUGUUGGUCUGCUGUCUUUUUCUGUGUGAGGCAUAGUAAAGGAGGUCUGCAGAAAUAGGGGAAGCAAUAACAGUGCUGUCUGCCUCAGGGAUCAGAUGAGUACCAAGGCAGUAGGGAUUCUUCCAUUUCUUUUUUGGCUCUGUCCUAUGACCCACUUCAGUGUACUUCCUCUUAUUCUCCCUGCAUUGCUCAACAUCUGAAAGCCCCACAUGUAACCAGGUAAGCAUUUUUAUUUCUAUCUCCAGCACCAGGAGAACAGCAAAAAGAGGAAACCACUGAACGGACAGCAAAGAAAAAGUCAAUUGGGUGAUUAUUUAAAACUUGUCUCUUCUACAUCACCACCACCAAGCAUGAUAGGAAGCGUGUCAUUUAUAAAAUAACUGUAGAUGUAUCUGGGGUCUUUGUGCUGGGCCUGGAUCAGCUUUGCCUCUUAUAAGCUGAUGCACCUGGAACUUGAAUUAGGAGAAUGUCCAAAAACGAGCCAGGUAGAUGCCCUUGAACAAUCACUAUUUAUGAUUUUCCUCAAUUGGUCAUUAUAAUAGUGUCUCAGCAGUGAUCCUGAAGCUCCUGUUAAAGCCUAGGAGAGAUACUUAGCAAUAAGUGAAGCACAAACCUGUAGUAUUGCCUUGAAUCCCAUGUCAGCACAGUCACAAUUACUUUGACGUUGUGACCUUAGACCUGGAUUGAGUCAAGUGAUAACAUCAUUGCAAAAGUGCUGCCCUUGGCCUUGAUUGUUUAUCUUCAGCAAUAAAGUCUAAACUGUGAGUUAGACAGGCUGACUCCUCCGCCAGGGACUUGAGAUUUGAUCUGGGACAUUCCCUGCCUCAUCUUCCCCACAGGGAUAGAGGUCUCUUUCUCAUCAGACUUCCAAGGUCCCCUUGAUCCCUUUUGCUUUUGAAUCCACAUAAAGCUCAGCUGAUCUGCCUCUAUGUAGCUGCAACUCUCCUUGUUAGGGAUUCUCAUUUCAGAAGAGGAAAGUGGAAGAGAUGUGCCUCCAAUUUACAAGGGAGGUGAAAGCGUUUGUCCACUGAUAGGAAAAGGGCUUCCUCAGCAGCAUCCGGCCAUCUGGAAGUGCAGCUGUUCUCACUAAUAAAACUGCCCUUUGAAACACCGAGUUGGUUUGGACACAGCUGGCUUUGUCUCUGUUAAACAUUUGCAGCGUCUAAAGGGCAGGAUCAGAGCACGGGACCCAGAGCAUUGAACGGAUGUGAGAACCCAAUGCCCUGAUGCCUCUCAGCAUGGGGAAUAAACUCCCACAUCCUCUCAGCCCAGUGCAGGGGUUGUGUGACAUGCAAAGAGCACACCUCUUCUUUAGGGAUACUCUGCACAGAUCCCAAGAGACUGGGAGGAGGUUUGGGUAUUCACAGAAUCAUAGGACCAUUAAGGUUGGACAAGACUGCUAAGAUCAUCCAGUCCAACCAUCAACCCAUCACCACCACGCCCACUAAGCAAGGGCGCCACUGAAAAAGAGCAUGGUAGAUAACCAGCUUAGUUUGUUAUAGUUUGGUUAAUCUCUGUCCACUCCACUCUAUUUUUUAGAUGCCAAAGUCAAUGUUUUUCACAGGGGCUGAUGUUGGCUGAGUUCUUGACUUCAUUUCAGAGCACAGAGAUGCUCUUGUGGGCUUGUGGCAAGAGGUAUCUGUGCCUGUCGGGAAUAUUUUGCUUCUGGGCUGCAACUAUGUGAGAUUUACUACAAUAUCUGUGUGUUCUGUCAUGGCAUUGACCCACCUGUUCUGGUGCAUGCAGGCAUUUGUGACAGUGCUUAACCCUGUCUCACAGGAUGAGAGCACCAGGGGAAGUUCAGGUUGGAUAUUAGGAAAAACUUCUUUUCUGAAAGUAUGGUGAUGCUGCAGCACAGACUGGGAUGGAGUCACCAACCCUGGAGAUGUUUAAGAACCAUUGGGGUGUAGCACCAAGGGAUGUGGGCAUGGUGGGCUGGGUUGGGGUUGGACUGGGUGAUCUUACUGUUUUUUUUCCAACCUUAUUGCUUCUGUGAUUCUUUGAUAGAGCUCUUGAAGCAGCCUCUGACAGCUAUGGGAGUGGGAGUGUUUAAGGAGCCUGGUGGAUGAGUAAGUACCCCACAGACGUAUAUCCUCUCAUCAUACCAUCCUCUGUGCAGGGAAAUCUUGUGCUUUCAAAUUGCUUUUUCCCCCCUUUCUUCCAUUGUCUUCCUAGGCUAUGCAGGAAACAGGAGCAAAGCUGUUUCCUUGCUUCUUUUGUUCAGCAGAUCCCACAGCUCUUCCUCCCCAGCGGAGAACUUCCUGCAGAGCAGACAGCCUGCAUAAACCUGAUACAGCCAGGGUUCACUAGCUCUGCAUGCUUAACCUGUUGCACUUUUCAGUCAAUCAUUCUCCACUUCAUGCCCCAAUGAAGGCACCUCUGCAGAGGUCAGCUUUGGGUUUAUAAGCUAUUUGCUGAGCUGCAGCAGUGGUUCUGGGAAGAGAAACUGAUCUGGGGAGACACUCCCACCUGUCUUGCUUCUCAUUCUCAACCCAUCCUCAGAGACCAGAGUUGCACAAAGCCAUGAGACAGUUCCUAUCAGAGACAGAGCUGGCUCCUGCUGCUGCUCUUGCCCUUCUCUGCAGUUCAGCAGCAGCUGUAGUGGUCUGGAAAUGGCUGGGCAAAAGGCACAUCCAGAAGAAGAUGGAAGAGGCUCGGAGGACCCGGGAUGAAGGUGUGAAGAAAAUGGCAAAAGCUGUCCAACAGUUCAGGGAGCAGGUCUCCAGUGACAAGACAGAUGCCAUCCUUUCCCUGCCCUUGCUGGAACUUGCUGGGAGGCUGCAGGAAGGGUCCCUGUCCCCCAGAACUGUCCUUUAUACUUACAUACAGAAGGCCCUGGAAGUGACCCAGCAGACAAACUGCGUGCAGUAUUUUAUCCCAGAAUGUGAAGAGCAGCUCCAGGAAAUACAACAGCAGAGGGAGAAAGGGCUUCUCUAUGGCAUUCCUGUCAGCAUCAAGGAUCACAUUGGUCACAAGGGGCAUCUAUCAACCUGUGGGCUCGUGAAGUUCCUUGGCACUCCAGAGCAGGAGGACAGUGUCCUAGUCAAGGUUCUGAAGAGACAAGGGGCCAUCCCAUUCGCUAAGACCAAUGUGCCACAAUCCCUCUUCAACUAUGACUGCAGCAAUCUCAUUUUUGGCCAGACGCUGAACCCCCUCAACCACCAGAAGACCCCCGGGGGCUCCUCAGGAGGGGAGGGAGCUCUGAUUGCAGGGGGAGGCUCCCUUCUGGGUAUUGGCUCAGAUGUCGGUGGUAGCAUCCGUCUUCCAUCCAGCUUCUGUGGGCUGUGUGGGCUCAAACCCACAGCCCAAAGGCUCAGUCUGUCUGGAAUUAAUGGCCCAGUCGAUGGCAUUGUGUCAGUUCCAUAUGCACUGGGUCCAAUGGCAAGGGAUGUGGACAGCCUGGCCCUCUGCAUGAAGGCACUGCUCUGCGAGGAGAUGUUCCAGCUGGAUCCCACCGUGCCUCCCAUCCCCUUCAAUGAGGAGGUGUAUUCAAGCUCUGCUCCCCUGCGGAUCGGAUACUACGACACAGAUGGUUACUUCCCACUGCCUCCUUGCAUGCGGAGGGCAGUGCAUGAAACCAAGGAGGCUCUUCAGGCAGCUGGGCACCAGCUGGUGCUCUUUUCUCCACUUCACAUCCACCGUGUCAUGACUGAACUGUUUUUGAAGACAUUUUUUGCUGACGGAGGCCGUGCUUGGUUGGAUGUGUUUACAGGAAAUAUUGUAGAUCCAAGCUUAAAACCCCAGGUGAAUUUCUGCAGGAUCCCAAGGCUUGGGAAGAAGAUUCUGGCUCUGAUUCUUAAACCUCUGUUUCCCCGCAUGGCCGACUAUCUGAACGCCUUGUGUGGCAUGAGGUCAGUGAAGGAGAUGUGGGAUCAUCAGCACCAAAUAGAGGUGUACCGCUCUGAGUUCAUCACCCAAUGGAGGGAACUCCAGCUGGAUGUCAUGCUGUGCCCUGUGCUGGGGCCAGCCUUCACCAUAGGGUUCCCUGGGAAACUCCUCUCUGCCAUCUCCUCCACAAUGCUGUACAACGUCCUCAACUUCCCUGCUGGGGUUGUACCCGUCAGCACAGUGACAGAGGCUGAUGAAGAAGAGCUGAAGAUUUACCGAGGAUGCUGUGAUGACCUCUGGGACAGGACACUGAAGCAGGCUGUGGAAGGAGCUGUGGGGCUGCCCGUGGCCGUGCAAUGUGUGGCUUUGCCAUGGCAGGAGGAGAUGUGCCUCCGGUUCAUGAAGGAGGUAGAGACCCUCAGCCGAGCGAAGAGAGCAGCGUAGCCCCUCCAGUCCCUCCUCAGCAGGGUGGGGACAGCUCUGCAUCACUUCUCCCUUUUGCAAUCUGAAGGACACAGAAUUACAGUAAGGAGGGAAGGAAGAAAGAAAAGCUAUUUCCUGCCUCUCUUCUUGCUGACAAGCACUGAUCCUGUUAAAGGACACAGCCAUUUCCUCAGUAGCCUUUACAAGGGCUGUAUGUCUGCCUUCUUAUCCUGUCUUGGCUGAGACACUGCUGGACUUGCCUCUAAAUAGUGCAGCAGCUGAGGCAGAGACCAAAACAUCAGCAUAAAGACUGCAGCACUUCAUCA